ACAGCCAUUUAGAAUCUUCAAGCCGAGAAAGUCAUCCCCUCUAAAACCCUAAUCCUCUGUGAAACCUAGCUUCCCAGCUCAAAUCAAGAUGACUGGAGAAGUUGUGAACCCGAAAGCUUAUCCGCUAGCAGAUUCUCAGCUGUCGAUAACGAUUCUCGAUCUUAUUCAACAAGCUGCUAACUACAAGCAGCUCAAGAAGGGUGCUAAUGAAGCUACUAAGACGCUUAAUCGUGGUAUCUCGGAGUUUGUGGUUAUGGCCGCAGAUGCAGAGCCCCUCGAGAUUCUUCUUCAUCUACCCUUGCUAGCUGAGGAUAAGAACGUUCCGUAUGUGUUUGUGCCUUCAAAGCAAGCCCUUGGAAGAGCAUGUGGUGUAACGAGACCUGUUAUCGCUUGUUCAGUCACAUCAAACGAAGCUAGUCAAUUGAAAUCACAAAUCCAGCAGCUCAAGGAUGCUAUUGAGAAGCUACUGAUCUAAGGCAAUCUCAGAUUGAUUGCUCGGUAUGAUGGGUCUCCGCGUAAUGGGAAGGCUUUGACUGAAGUUUUGUUUAGGCAACUACCAAAUCAAAAACCGUCCAUGAUUUUAAUGUAUUUUUACUCCCAAGUUUGUUGUAACGUAUGAACAUCACAUUGAUACACCUAUCUACGAUUAAGUUUCUGGAUUUUGUUUUGGUUUU
This is a messenger RNA of Eutrema salsugineum, 674 nucleotides long. RefSeq names its product NHP2-like protein 1. Gene Ontology annotation, cellular component: U4/U6 x U5 tri-snRNP complex; precatalytic spliceosome; nucleolus. Gene Ontology annotation, biological process: maturation of SSU-rRNA; mRNA splicing, via spliceosome; ribosome biogenesis. NCBI's taxonomy places the organism in Eukaryota, Viridiplantae, Streptophyta, Magnoliopsida, Brassicales, Brassicaceae. The coding region runs from base 89 to 475 and encodes 128 amino acids. The transcript has 5 exons. The record is from RefSeq and is a predicted model, not a curated record. Gene Ontology annotation, molecular function: RNA binding.